AUAUUUAUCUGCUUUAAAAGAGGAAGACGAGAAAGAAGUCGUUGCAGCAGAUUUUCAGUCAAGGCGGAGGUUUGGGUGUUUCUAGAAUCCAGAGUCUGGACAGGGGGAGCUAGAGCUGCUUUAACUCUUGAAACCAUUCGGCGAUCCAGCAAUGACUUUGGCGGCAGUGAAGAAACAAAAGGAGGAUAUAUUGGGAUUCCUGAAAGAUAAAAAUGUCUCAGAAAUUAUACUCUGUGGGGGUGCUGGGAUGGGGAAAACAUGGAUGGCAAGGGAAAUAUAUGACCAUGAAAAAAACAGUGAAGAAUUAUGCUAUGCAACUCUUUGGUUAUCAAUGAACCGUAGAUAUGACGAGAAGUCACUGUAUGAGAACAUUGCUCACCAGUUGUCAUUACUUUCCACUGCUGAAGAGUGGAAUGGAGAUGAUGAUGGGGUUGAACUGAAUAUUCCAGAGAACUUGAAGAAGCAGAGAUCAGACAUGGAGGAGAAUACAGAUGAUUUGAAGAAGAAAAUAUCUGAAGAGCUCAGUAAAAGGAGAUCAGAGGGGAAAUUUAUUCUUUUGUUUUUGGAUAAUGAAGGGGAAAAAACAAAGAGAGAAUUUGUUCUCUCAAAUUUGGGUUUACAAAAAGUGCUUUCUCAGAAUGGGGGAAAUAAUUUAAAGAUUUUGAUUACUAUGAGAGGAGACUGUGAAGGCUGUAUCAAUGUUAAGAAAACCCCUGUGAUUGAAGGCUGUAUCAAUGUUGAGAAAACCCCUGUGAUUGAAGGCUGUAACAAUGUUGAGAAAACCCCUGUGAUUGAAGGCUGUAGCAAUGUUGAGAAAACCCCUGUGAUUAAGUACUGUCACCUGCCUGAAAGGAGCGAUGUUGAAGAAGUCUUGUCAAAAUUAUUGAAGGAAAAUGUAUGUAACAAUGUUGCCAAGCAUUCAAGUUUCAAUGAGCUGUCUAAAGCUAUUGUUCAAAGGAGCAAUGUUUCACCAGCUUCAAUUAUUGUGCUAGCUGGAGCCUUAAAUGAAUUCACAGAACCUAAGUCUGGGGUUUGUAAAUUAUCAGCUGCUCUAAAAGAGGCAAUUGAUAUUGAGGAAGCACAUGAUUCUGGUGGAGCAGCUCAUUCUGUGGAAGCUGCUGGUUCUGACAAGGAAACUGAUGGUAAGAUGCUAGUCUGCUCUGGGCAUGACACGCUGCCAAAUGCUGUCAUGGUGAACUGUUUUUGGCACAGCUGGCAAUGUUUUUGCACGCAUGGAGCUGUCCAUUUCAAUGAGUUGAUUGCUCACUGGAUAAUGGAAGGCUAUUUGGAUCCCAGAGAUUCUAUGGAGCAGGCUUAUCACAAGGGACACAGUGUUGUGAUGCAGCUUAUAGAUCAGGGCCUGUUGAAGAUACAAGAGGAUAAUAUUGUUGCUGUUGAAGGAGCAGCAGUGAAUAUGAUUGAUUGUCACUGCCGUGACUUCUAUGGAAGAUCUCAUCUG
Molecule: messenger RNA, 1459 nt
Organism: Rubroshorea leprosula
Lineage: Eukaryota; Viridiplantae; Streptophyta; Magnoliopsida; Malvales; Dipterocarpaceae
Source: the annotation of a GenBank genome assembly